This is a messenger RNA of Syngnathus acus (greater pipefish), 1511 nucleotides long. Its product is annotated as olfactory receptor 52B2-like. Gene Ontology annotation, cellular component: membrane. Gene Ontology annotation, biological process: G protein-coupled receptor signaling pathway. The coding region runs from base 164 to 1102 and encodes 312 amino acids. Lineage: Eukaryota; Metazoa; Chordata; Actinopteri; Syngnathiformes; Syngnathidae. The record is from RefSeq and is a predicted model, not a curated record. The transcript has a single exon. Gene Ontology annotation, molecular function: G protein-coupled receptor activity; olfactory receptor activity.
ACGGCGCUUUGGCCACCGCUGCUGAUGUCAUAGAUACUGGCAUAAACAGGCCGAUAAUCCCCGAGUGGGACGCUGAUGUCACCGGUUGGUUCAUGGUUGGCAUUAAAAGCACGAGAAGCGGGGAGGCGCUCCUCCAUUCCUCACGCUCCUCCCGUACGCCAAAAUGUCCAACGGGUCUUUGGGCUUGACGCCCUACGUGAGCCUGGACACGUUUGUCAUCCCGCCGGGAGCCAAGUACCCCAUCUUCUUCGCGGGCCUCCUCCUCUACCUGUUCUGCGUCUCGUGCAAUGCGACGCUGCUGGGCGUGAUCGCGCUACGCCGCAACCUGCACAAGCCCGUCUACUUCAUCCUGCUCAGCCUGCCGCUCAACGACCUGAUGGGCAUCACGGCCAUGCUGCCCAAGGUGCUGUCGGGCGUGCUGAGCGAGAGCAACCGCAUGGCGUACCCGUUGUGCGUGCUGCAGGCCUUCCUGCUGCACCUCUACGGCGGCGGCAUCCUCUUCAUCCUGGCCGCCAUGUCCUUCGACCGCUACGUGGCCAUCUGCAUGCCGCUGCGCUACGGCGCCGUGGUGACGCCCAGGGUGGUGGUCGGCGUGGUCACCCUGGUGUGGGCCUUGGACUUCGCCCUGAUCACGUUGCUGUUCUCCUUGCAGAGCAGACUGCCGCGCUGCCGCUCAGAGGUGGCCAACGUCUUCUGCGACAACCCCUCGCUGCUCAAGCUCACGUGCGGCGACACGUCCGUCAACGACGUGGUGGGGCUGGUGAACACGGCCGUCAUGCAGGCCCUCAGCGUGUCCGUCCAGGCCUUCUCCUACACCAAGAUCCUCAUCACCUGCAUGGUGACCAGGCACAGCGACGCCAAGAAGAAGGCGGUCAACACGUGCGUGGCUCAGCUGCUCAUCCUGAUCAUCUUUGAGAUCGUGGGCACCUUCACCAUCUUGUCGCACAGGUUCCGGAACGUGCCGCGUGACGUGCAGAAGAUCAUGGGCGUGCUGAUAUUUCUCAUCUCGCCGCUCCUCAACCCGCUGGUCUACGGGCUGUACACCAGCGAAAUACGAAACACGCUGUUCAGGGUUUGGAGAAACCGAGUUAGAGGCUUCUAGAAAGACCGCGUGGAAGACAUCAGGCUUUGCAGGGGGACCUCCGUUUUUCAUGAUGCAACCUCUUAACUCAUUCAGUGCCAUUGACGGUUAUAGACGUCAAAGAUAUGAACUGGGUUGGCAGUGAACGGGUUAACAAGAAGCAGAACUGCAAAACUGGUGUUUGAUGUCCAGUCUCGGCGUUGCGAGCGGCCGUGACACUCAAAGCGAAGCGGCCACGUCGCUCUGUUUGUCGCAGGUACCGAUGACCAGUUGUUCCGUCAAUUGUGACUAUAAAUAAAAAAUAAAUGAUUUUUUUUUUUUUUUUGUCGAUAUAAAUGUGAUUUAGUCAUUGUUUGCGCUGUGUGUCAUCAUGUCGGAUGUCGCAGAUAUUUUGUCAGAUUCUAUGACAUGAUUAGAGGAGGGCAAUAAA